Glycine soja is the source of this 1494-nucleotide messenger RNA. RefSeq lists its product as uncharacterized. The transcript has 8 exons. The record is from RefSeq and is a predicted model, not a curated record. Bases 487 to 1494 code for a protein of 335 amino acids. Lineage: Eukaryota; Viridiplantae; Streptophyta; Magnoliopsida; Fabales; Fabaceae.
AAAAAUUUCUAUUAAUUGUGUUUGUGUUUGUUUGUAAAGGAACUUUUUUGUGAAGUGUUUGGCCUUUGGACGCUAUUAAUUGUGUGUGCGUUUGUUUGUUUGUUUCUAAUGAUGACAGGUAAAGGGCAGAAAAGUGGAAUCGAAAGGGCUCCACUCUGUUCCUGUUUCAGGAGCUCUGGUGAUUCUUCAAUCUGGGAUUCCAUUGCCUGAUAAGAGGACUCUGGAAUUGAUACUUGACAAGCUUCAGAAGAAAGACGCUUAUGGUGUGUUUGCAGACCCUGUUGAUCCAGAAGAGCUUCCUGAUUAUCACGAUGUGAUCAAGCAUCCCAUGGACUUUGCCACUGUGAGGAAGAAGUUGGGAAAUGAAUCUUCUUAUACUACCUUAGAACAAUUUGAGGCUUGAAGGGUCAACAAGUAUGGAGAAAGCUGAGGAGGUGAAGUCCAAGGUGGUUGAAAUUAAGUGGAAGGAACCACUUUGUUAAAUUUAUGCUAACAGUCUCCACUGUAUCUAAGCAAGGGCCAAAAACCAGAGCUUCUGUAGCUGGUGUUACAUCAAUAAACUUAGCUGAAUACGUUCCUGCAGCUGUAGAUAAAGAGACUGAAAUUGUAGUUCCUUUGAAUCUCCCUGGCACCAAUGAUAUUACUAAUCUCUCACUUUUUUUGUCUCUUAGUUUACUGAAACUGGAGGCCCUUCAAGAAUAUUUGGAUGCAGUGCAAAGAUCAACUAUGUGUGUUCCUUCAUCACCCUGUUCUGUUGUUGCUCUCGCAAUAAAUAAAGAUGAGUUUACCACACUUAAAGCGGGUCUGAGAAGAGUAAAAUUCUUUGCUGAUUAUGUAUCAACUAGAAGAGCCAAGAAGGCAAGCUCCAAAGAUGAAGGAAGUGAUGGUAGGAGCUCCAACAGAAGUGAAGAUUUUGAAAAUAGGUAUACAUCGGACGUGGAUUCACUGGAUAAUGAUGUUGCAAUUAAGUCAGAGGUGAAUGAGGAGGAUUCUUGUGUGAGACAUUCAUUGAGUUACGAGACUCUGGCCUCUGGAAACUAUGCAGGAGGAUCACCAUAUUCAGGUUCAACCAUUAAUGGUAAAGAUGAGUGCUGGAUCUACUAUAGAAGCCAAAAGUCUGAUUAUAGGGGUGCACGUGCUGAGAAUUAUAAUACAUGUGAUCAGGUUGAGCAUCAGAAUUCAAAACACCGAAUCCUUUCUUGGAGGAAAAGGAAACUUCACUUUAGAUCUUGCAAGGUGAAAGGGGAGCUACUUCUGAAAAAACACGGAGAAGAGGGUGGACAUGAUAUUGACAAUAAUCAUAGGUUGCUGAGCUCUUUUGAUGAUUACACUAGUGGAAAGUGGCAUAAAAUAGAAAAUAUCGCAACUAGUCCAUCAUUUGUUCCUGAAUUUGAGGAAAACAGUUUCACUGUAGGGAGUUGGGAGCAAAAAGAAGUCAUUAGCCGCGAUGGACAGAUGAAGCUCCAUAAAUAUAUAUUUUAUGAACAUGCCUGA